UUUCGAACCCUCAAAAACACGUAUUUCACCACAUCUGUCGACUCGUGAUGGGUGAACUCUUUUCGUACGGUUUCGAGGGACCGUCAACAUUAAAUUCAACAUGCUCAUCUUUCCUGACUGGAGAAACCGUAUGUCUUCCACCAGUCAAAAUCCCAUUCUACUUCUCCCUCCGCCAAAACCUAUUCGACGGCAUUCCAGACACACACAUCGCACUCGCUGCCCCCGUGCUCGCUUAUUGGCUCCUGUCUUUUGUAUUCUAUUGCCUUGACAUAUCCGGCUGGCGAUGGCUUGAUAAGUAUCGUAUUCACGAGUCAGAGGAGGUUAAAUCUAGGAAUCUGGCUACUCCUUGGGAGGUCGCACGAGCUGUCCUAUUCCAGCAUGUGACGCAAACUGUGUUGGGUUUAGCAUGGUUGGCAGAGUCUCCAGAGAUCUCGGUUGCGCGGUGUCAGAGCGAGAUGGAGGCAUUGGGAAGAACACUGGUAUGGGUUGUGCGACGUCUUUUGGGAGAGGAAACAGGAAUGAAGUUUUUGGAGCUGAGGGGGCCUGGGAUAACCCAUUGGCUGUACUGGUGGGGAAUUCCAGCUGCCCAGAUCUUACUCGCGCUGUUCAUUGUCGAUACCUGGCAGUACUUCCUCCAUCGCUUGAUGCACACGAACAGAUAUCUCUACAAGAAGAUACACUCUGUGCAUCACAGACUUUACGUUCCCUAUGCCUUUGGGGCAUUGUACAACCAUCCUUUCGAGGGCUUCUUGUUAGACAGUGCAGGCGCGGCAUUCGCAGAGAGCCUCUCGCAUCUUUCCGUUCGACAAACUAUUUUCCUCUUUGCGUUCAGCACUUGCAAGACUGUCGACGAUCACUGCGGAUACAGUCUCCCAUUUGAUCCAUUCCAGAUGAUGAGCGGAAACAACGCAGACUACCAUGACAUACAUCAUCAGGCCAUCGGAAUCAAAUCAAAUUUCUCACAGCCUUUCUUCGUCCAUUGGGAUGUUCUACUCGGGACGCGCAUGACCAGAGAAAAUAUUCAACAACGCAGAAACAAGGUCAAGAAAUCGUGAUACACCGAUGUUCCGAAUUUUAGUUUUCUUUUCUUCGAAUCAUUCAAUCAGGACUACACGGUUCGCUCACUCCUCACCAGAUCCUAUGAAGAUCCUUAGUACAUCCCUCGCGUGUCAGGAUUUAAUCGAGAUCCAUUAAUUCUACACUGAUUAUUUAUCACUCCUACACCCCAGUGAAAGUCGGACAUACGGGUUUCCACCCGCAGCAACGCAUAUACUGUGGCUGUGACACUUCUUAUUGCGUAGAUGCGCGUCGGUAUUGCGCUUUCCGUAGCUGCGAAAACGAUGCGCUUCAACGCUGGUGUAUGCUUCUCGAUGCAUUGACUACUGGAUAGUAGAUUUGAAUAUAACUGUGUAUCCCUUUGAUAUUUUGCUGGCUUCGACGCAAAUAUACGGAAAUCGAUGCAUUGCAACAUAGCCUACAAUACAAAACAUGCCAAUAAAAUCUACCCGCGCUCGUUCGCGCUA
Molecule: messenger RNA, 1523 nt
Organism: Suillus discolor
Lineage: Eukaryota; Fungi; Basidiomycota; Agaricomycetes; Boletales; Suillaceae
Product: fatty acid hydroxylase superfamily-domain-containing protein
Exons: 3
Coding region: 48-1055 (335 amino acids)
Biological process (GO): lipid biosynthetic process
Molecular function (GO): oxidoreductase activity; iron ion binding
Source: RefSeq, a predicted model, not a curated record